Branchiostoma belcheri (Belcher's lancelet) is the source of this 2027-nucleotide messenger RNA. RefSeq names its product kelch-like protein 24. NCBI's taxonomy places the organism in Eukaryota, Metazoa, Chordata, Leptocardii, Amphioxiformes, Branchiostomatidae. The transcript is spliced from 4 exons. Gene Ontology annotation, molecular function: protein binding. The record is from RefSeq and is a predicted model, not a curated record. Bases 33 to 2027 code for a protein of 664 amino acids.
UUACUACAGUAGCAGAAUUAUAAACUGAAGCAAUGGCAUCACCAGAAAACGACCCACAAAAUAACCCAGGAAACUGGGAAGAGCACAACUUUGCUGUCAACAACUCUGACACAACUGACCCUACUUCAACUGGACAACAACAACAACAACAACAACCAAGCGACAAUCAUGAUACCCAGCCUUAUGACGAUAGCUACACCAUACAAGACUCUAGGUUAAGUACAGAACUCCACAAGGGACUGGGAAAACUUUACAGCAGUGGUCUCCUCACGGACGUGGUUCUAAAAGUCGGUAAAGAGCGUUUUUCCUGCCAUCGCAACGUCCUGGCUUCUGUUAGCCCGUAUUUCUUCGCCAUGUUCACCAACGGAUUGGCGGAGAGCCACCAGCGAGAGGUCGAAAUCACGGGAAUCGACGCGGGAACCAUGAAGAAGAUUUUGUCAUACAUCUACACGACGGAGGUCGAAAUAACGGAAGAUAACGUCGAGAGGUUGCUCGUAGCGGCGAACAUGCUCCAACUGACAAUGCUGGUGGAAGACUGCGGGAACUUCAUGUUUGAAAGAGUGAGCAAUUCCAACUGUAUAGGGAUGUGGAUUUUUGGUGACACGCACAACUCUUCGAUGCUGAGAGACGGCGCUCGACAGUGGAUCAACUUCAACUUCGACACAGUGCGUAAAGAAGAGGAGUUUCUACACAUGGACCAGGAGAGAUUGAUGGACAUUAUCUUCUCAGACAUGUUGGAGGUGGAACGAGAAGAAAUCGUGUUUGAGGCUGCGAUGAGCUGGCUCAAGUAUGACGUCCCUCAGAGGAAACAGUAUACAGCAGAUGUCCUGAAGUACGUCCGGUUGGUUCUCCUGCCGCCUGACUACCUGUUUGACCGUGUGGAGAAGGAAGAACUGGUCAUGUCCAGUCCAGAGUGUGUCCAGUAUCUGGACAGGGUCAAACAGUUCCACAUCCUGAAGGACAGACGCAACAAGCUCAACCUUAACACCAUUCCUAGGCUCGGCAUGUUCAACACAGAUGCCAUCGUGUGUGUGGACCUAAAACCUCGCGAGAACACAGAAGGGGGAGACAACCAGCAUGUGGUGGACUGCUACAACCCCCUGGACAAGAAGUGGGCAUGCCUGCCCCCCCUGCCCAAAUCUGUCAUGUUUCCUGGGGUGGUCACAGCUGUCAUUAACACUCUCUACGUGGCUGGGGGGACAUUGAAGAAUGAGACGGUCUCCAACGAUCUCUACAGAUAUGACAUACUGAAGAAUGAGUGGGUGCAGGAGCCUUCCAUGUUACACCCUCGUACACAGUUUGGGCUGGUCGCCUCGUGUACACAUCUCUACGCUAUCGGCGGGGACAGCAACGGUACCAGUCUGUCUAGUGUCGAGGCGUACCACCUCGUCAAAAAGGAGUGGCAGGAGCUUUGUCCCUUGCCCAGGAAAAUGCGUUGUCACUCCACUGUGAUGUUUAACGGCGUCAUUUACGUGUUAGGUGGGGAGGUCGAAAAUGUCCUCAUGCAGCGUACGUUGUCGAACCGCGUGUACAAGUACUUGCCCAAUCUCGACCGCUGGUUCGAAGAUCUUCCCAUGCAGAUCCCUCGUGCCCUGGCCAUGGCAACGGUGCUAGACAACGCCAUUUACAUCAUGGGUGGGUUCGCAGAACUCACGCAGAAUUGGCUAAGCUUUUCCGACCCAGAACACGUCCUAAGCGCAACCGAAGUCUUCCGGCCGCAAGAAAACUAUUGGUCGUUCGGACCACACCUUCCGAAGGAAAUCUGCGCAGCAGGGAUCGUCACCUUGAAGAACAAGAUCUUCGUUCUUGGGGGGGAGGGGGAGGGUGACUUUUGGAACCAUAUCUUGAUGUACGAUCCGGAGCUUGCGUACUGGACGGUGUUGCCGGACGUUUUGCCCGAAUACGUCAGCAGUUUUGGGUGCGCGGUGGUGAAGUUCCACAACCUGGCCAUGAUCGAGGAAGUGAAGUGGUACAGAAGUGAGGAGAUGCCUUGGAUGUCUCAGAAUCAGAGGGUGGUGGGGCUGUGA